Molecule: messenger RNA, 2229 nt
Organism: Fibroporia radiculosa
Lineage: Eukaryota; Fungi; Basidiomycota; Agaricomycetes; Polyporales; Fibroporiaceae
Exons: 1
Coding region: 1-2229 (742 amino acids)
Source: RefSeq, a predicted model, not a curated record
AUGCGUUUUCCAAGGCUUUCGCAUCUCUUCCAUCGCCGCGCCAAAUCUGAUGGUGACCUUAAUAAGCUGGCCUCAGUGCCCACAGCAGUCUUGGCCCCAAGACGUGCAUCUGCUAACGGAUUUGACGAGCUGGUUCUCGCCGCAAAUCAUCCAGCCGAUACUUUCGCCUCGUACAUUACUGCAGUCCCCGUCUCUGCGACACAACCUUUCCCCGACCCACCUGCUGCUGUCGCUUUCUCGCAUCCCGGUCUAGCAUCGACCGAACUCAAAGAACGUAUUCGCGAAUUGGAGGCUGCCCUCGCCUUUCAGUACAAGGCAAAUCGACGCAUCCCUGCUCUCGAGACCGCCCUCCAAACCGAGCGUGCGGCGCUGGAAGUUGCGAAACAGACGAACGAAAAACUUGCCGCCGAGGUUGUCGCUCUCCGCACUAACCUGAUCCAGACACAGCGUCAGCUUCGCUUGGCUCCAAAUGCCGACGACCGUGCAUGCGUCUUGGCGGCUGAGAACUCAUCCCUUACCGCGGAACGUCUACGUCAUCGCAAGUUCAUCGAGCUCAUGGUCGCUGUGGGUGGACAUAAGCCUGUGCUAGAUCGGGCAUCCUGUGCUCUUUUUGACGGAAUCGAUCCAGAGGCUGCUCUGGUUUCUGCGAUCAAGGAUGCUGUAGCGCAACCAGGAAGCGUCUGGGCAACACUGUUGGAUCCGGUGCUCGGUCCCCGUACGCCUAACGAAUACUCCUCUCAGGUGCGUUGUACCCUGCGCGCAAGACAGGAUGCACGGGAAUGGCACAAACGGGCAAAGUUUUGGAAAGGAAAGGCACGAGAGAGUUCGGCACAUUUGGAAACGGUCACGCCCUCGGUUUCAAAUAUCUCGUCAGUCGUUGAAGUCCUGUCGGGGGAUCGACAGCGCGCUCUGGACAUUCUCAUAGAGAGACGUCGGGCUAGUGGCGCUUCCGCUGAGGCAAUGGAAGAGGACACUACAAACGCUCUGGAGCUGCAGUUUGACGAACAUGAGCCAGACUCAGAUGAGAUGGUUAGCGUUUACAAAGCUGCAACUUCCACUCGUUCCUCUGUUCCUUCUGCUCUAGCCACGCUCGUCUCCUUCUCGUCUCUUUUGAUGGACAAUGGCGAGGCAUCGACAGCCUCAGCUGAUAUUUUUGGCCCUUUGCGUAUCCCCUUGGCUGGACAGCUUCCAAUCUCAGAUCCUAAUCUAGCGCCAUAUGCCAAUUUGGCCCCACUAGCAAGCGAGACGUUCCGUGCAAGCCAUUCAAUUGUGAAUUCUCGCCGCUCGUCAGCGUCCUAUUCUCUAUCAUUCUCUGGGUCGUUCUCCCGUUCAUUAUCGCACUCUUUAACCUUCUUCGGGUAUGCCACCGAGAUUGAGAGAGAUGGUAUCAGUGCUUCUCGAUCCGCCUCCAGCCAUGCGAGUAACAAUUCAAGAAGUUCUGCACGGAGACGUAUGGAAGUCUUGGGCAUCGCAGAGGGUUCGGACCUUCAAGUAAGUCCAGAGGAGAGCGGGCCUAGUACUGGGUCCUCGCUUUCUGGAUCUAUAGCAUCAUCGCUUGCGCGACUAGGGACAAACGAGGAGUCGGGUGCAAAGGCUGGUCCUGCGCCUGCAGCCAUACAUACGACCUCUCCCACUUCACUCUCAAUGUCAAGCUUGCCAGUGCCGAGCUUCAUCAGUCGCACCCCACAGAGGUCCCAGGAUGGUCUCCCUUCCCUACUGGAGAUCAAUGGAGAACGCGACUCGGACGAGGAGCUGGUGAUCGUCAUGCACAGCGAUGCUCCUAGUGUUGUCAGGAACAGCCCUAAGGCACUCAAGCCUUCAUCUCCGAGUGCAAGUGGAAAGAGCACUGCGACUCCAGAGAAGUCGCGUCUUCCUGUUCUGAAGAAGGCUAUUCGAAGACUGUCGAUAUCACGUCCGGUGUUAAUAGACUCGACUAACGCGGCCACGUUCUCGUUCUCGACAGCCGCAGCGAAGAUCAAGUCGCCUCGCCACCCCGUCACCCCUUCAAAGCCAGUUGCUCGUAUAGACAUCAGAGCGCGAGCAGCUCAGCCUCAAAGCAAUGGCAAGGAAAAUGGCGGCCCAAGACGGAUACAAAAGUCUCCAGGAUCAGUUUCCCCCAUUUGUCCUUCAAAGAUUCCAAUGGGCCGGCGUAUGCAGCCACUGGAAUUAAUGAACUCAGCACGGCGAGCUGUGCAGUCGAAGACACGCAUGAGGACAGGGACAACUUAA